AUGGGUUGCGGUACAAGUAGGUUCGACGUGGUAGACAAUGUAACAUCUAGCGGCUCUUCAACGGAUGGGUUAUCCACAGUGCAAGAAGAACACCCUUUUUCUUCUUCUGACCCUACCAUUUUAGAUAGGCUAAUCUACGUCGACCUUUCGCAGCCUCGACGACAGGUCUCUUCCUACCCCCGGGAAGCUCCAACUCCUCCUUCUCUGCAGGCACAACAUGCUACAGCAGGUCCGUCAUCUCGAACCCAGCCACGGCAAUCCUCUUCUCCCCUAGCAGCUCUGGCAAGAGGGGCCAAUGAUGACUCUCCCUUGAAUUCCUCCUCUUCAUCCGGACGAGGAGCAUGCAGCGACCGUUACACAACUUACUUUACCCCAAGUGGUACAGAGACACAAGGCAGCUCUUCAGCUGAGGCCUCUCCUCGCUCAGUAGGAACGCGAAGCAGCUCUUCUGCCAAGUCUUCUCCACGCACAGGAGAGACGAAAAGUAACUCUUUCAACUCUUUGCCACAAGGAGAGGAAAAACGAAGCAACUCUUCUUCUACUUCCUCUUCACCGCGUGUAGGAGGAGUACAGGCUGGUUCCUCUGACACUCCCCAAAUCAGAGGGCUGGCUCAGCGACUAGCUCAAACCGAUCUCUCUGGCUCUCGACAAAUGGAAAACAGGGCCAUACAAGGGGGCCAGGCCUCUUGCUUCUCUCGGGAAGGACGACCAAAGCAGGACCGUCCAUCUUCAGAAGGGCAAGCAUCUCAGAUGACUACUCCUAUGAAUCGCGCUGAGCCUUCGUCUCUGCCAUCCGCCAAUCGUCCUAGUACUUGUUUUGAGUUGGAACAACCACUAUUUGAUGGCUAUACUAGUGAUGUGGAUCCAUCUCUUGUUCGGCGCGAACGAAUCGCAAGAUAUCGGCCUGUAGCAGAUACACCCGCACACAACUCCCCUGCCCGCGGUGCUGGUCCUUGUACUCCUCCACAGAAACCACCGCCACGAGGAAGACCUCAGGGUGUCCCUCGUUCGUCAUCUUCUUCGUCGCAGGAUUCCGGGCAUCCAUCAUCUUCUCGUCACAUAAAGAAUGCCACUGCCAAGGAUUGCGUUCACUGA
This is a messenger RNA of Endocarpon pusillum Z07020, 1095 nucleotides long. RefSeq lists its product as uncharacterized. The record is from RefSeq and is a predicted model, not a curated record. Bases 1 to 1095 code for a protein of 364 amino acids. The transcript has a single exon. NCBI's taxonomy places the organism in Eukaryota, Fungi, Ascomycota, Eurotiomycetes, Verrucariales, Verrucariaceae.